AUGACCGUGAACGCGCCAAACACGGUUAAAGAUGUAGAGCCAUACAUAGCUAAUAGAGCCAUUGGGUUUGUUUUAAAUCUGGAGAAGAAUUGUCCUAUAAGAGAAAAGCUAAGUUCAUUCUUUGAGAAACUAAAGGAUCUAUUGAAGUUGGAGUCCUCUGUUACACCAAUGAUCGAAGACAAGGAGCCCAAAACGUUCAUGUCCCAUAUGAAAUCAAAAGCCGAUAAUCUCCUCCAAACGAUGUUGAUGCUUGGGAAAGGAUUGUUGAGUUCAAGUGUUAGGAAGGAGAUGUACGAAGUGAUGAAAUCGCUCACUGAGUUACAUGUUGCGAUCGGUAAAGUUAUAAAGGAGAAACAUAUAAAAGGGGACGGAUCAAUGUCACUUUCUUUGGAACAAAAGAAUGCCGUCGAUAAUGCAGUAUCUCAAUGGGAAGUAACAAUUACCCGAAUCGUGAAGGUUGUUGUCGAAGUUAAGUCGGAAAGUUCAAGUGCGGCUUCAAGGGAAGAGAUCAGUUCUACUAAACAAAACAAUAAUUCAAAUGAAACCAUGUUGGACUCAACUAAAGGAAAUUUCAAAGCUAUGCAAGAAAAUGCUGAUGGCGUUGAUGGAAGCAAUGAAGAUUCAAGAAAUGAUGUAGCAAUGGAGGCUAAAGAAGGCAAUAGAGUGGAAGAUGUUAAAGGAGAUGCGAAUAAUCAAAAGAAGCAAUUAGAAGUUCAAGGAGGGAAUAUUGAUUCGAAUAUUGAUACGAGUUUGGAUACUAAAGAGGAUGUUAACUCAGAGGUAAAUGCUAAAACUGAUGGAAGUUCCAUGACUAAGAACUCGGAAGAAACUCAAAAAAAUGAUGGAAUUUCAACAAAUGAUAAUAACUUGGAGAACAAUGGAAGUCAGGCUACAAUAAAUGAUUGGGAUCACACGAAGGCAAAUGGGGAAGAGACUCAAGAAAACAAUGGAAAACUAGUGAUGGAUAAGAACUUGGAGAACAAAAAAGAUAAUAAAGAAGUAAAGGAUGAUGAAAUAGUCCAGACAAAAACAAAUCAUAUAAUUCCUAUGAAAGAAAAUAGAGAGCAUACUCAAGGAAGAACUGUGAAUGGAGAAACCAUGCAUACCAAAAGUGGAAAUGUUGAUUCUAAUAAGGAGAAGGAAGUAGAGGUUCAAGGAGAAAAUAUCGGAGACUCAACAAAUGUAAAUUUGGAAACUAAAGAAGAUCUUAAAGGAGAUGCUAAUAAGGAGAAGCAAUUAGAGGUUCAAGGAGGAAGCAUUGGAGAUUCAAAAAUUAACAAGUUAGAUACUAAAGAAGAAGUUAAGUCAGAGGCUGAUGCUAGAAAUGAUGGAAGUUCCAUGACUGAAAAAUCAGAAACUCAAGGAAAUGAUGAAGUUUCUACAAAGAAUACUAACUUGGAGAACAAAGGAAGUGAGGAUACAACAAAUGAUGGAUAUCACACAAAAGAAAAUGGGGAAGAGAUUCAUGAAAAUAAUGAAGAGCUGGUGAAUGAUGCGAAAUUGGAGAACAACAAAGAUGAUAAAGAAGUGAAAGAUGAUGGAGUAGCGAAUACUAACAUAGGCCAUGGAAAUUCUACAGAAGAAAAGCGAGAAGAUACUAAAGGAGGCACUGAAGUUUCUAUGAAUGGAGAAAUUAUGCAUACCAAAAGCGGAGAUGCUGAUUCUAAUAAGGAGAAAGAAGUCGAGGUUCAAGGAGAAAGAAUUGGAGACUCCACUAAAGAUGUAAAUUUGGAGAAUAAAGAAGAUCUUAAAGGAGAUAAUAGUAGUGAGAAGCAAUUAGAGGGUCAAGGAGGAAGUACUGGAGAUUCACACAUUGACAAGAAUUUGGAUACUAAAGAGGAUGUUAAUUUGGAGGUUAAUGAUAGAAAUAAUGGAAGUUCCAUGACUGAAAAUCCAAAAGGUACUCAAGGAAAUGAUGAAGUUUUUACAAAAGAUACUAAGUUGGGGAAAAAAGAGAGUGAUGCUACAGCAAAUGAUGACGAUCACACAAAUGAAAAUGGAGAAGAUACUCAAGAAAAUAAUGGAGAACUACAGAAAGAUGCAAACUUAGAGAACAACAAAGAUAAUAAAGAAGUGAAGGAUGAUGGAUUGGUUGAGAACAAGACAAAUCAUGAAACUUCUACGAAAGAAAAGAGAGAACAUACUGAAGGAGGCACUGAAGUCUCUACGAAUGGAGAAGUGAUGCCGACCAAAGGUGGACGUGUAGAUUCUAAUAAGGAGAAUGAAGUAAAAUUUCAAGAAGAAAGUAAUGGGAUCUCGAACAAUAAUACAAAUUUGAACAAUAAAGAAGAUGUUAAGACAGAAGUGGAGACUAAUAAAAAGGAUGAAAGUUCCAUGAAGGACAAGCAAGGAAAUUCUGCAGAAGAAAAGCAAGAAGAGGCUCAAGGAAGUCAUGAAGUUUCGAUGAACGGGCAAAUGGAUUACUUAGGUGAAAAUGUGAAUUCUAAUAAUAAGAAGGAUAUGGAGUUUGAGAAAAGACAGGUUGAAGACUCCAAUAAAGAUUCUAAUUCUAAGGUAGAAGCAAUAAAAAAUGAUGGUAAUUCCACGAAAAAGAAAGGAGAAGAGGCUCAAGUGAACAAUGGAGUUUCAACAGAAGAAAAUAACUUAGAGAACAUCAAAGAUGAACAAGAGUUAAAUAACAAUACACCAGUAGAGACAAAGACCAACAACAAAAAUGCCUUAGAAGAAAAGAAAAAGAAGGCUCAUGGAAACAAUGAAGAGUCCACAUAUGAUACAAACAAGAAAGAUUCUGAAGAUGAUAAGCUAGAAGAGGCUAAGAAAAAUAAGAAAGACCAUAUGGAUAAUAACUCAGUCGAGGCUAAUGAAAAUGAGAAAAAGUUUAUGGGAGAAAACCAAAAUGAGGUUAGUGUUGGCAACGAAGGAGAUAAGAAAGAGAUUAAGGAUGAAAAAUCGCUGGAAGCUCAAGAAAAUAAAGAAAGUUUCAAGAAGGAAAACCGAAAAGAAACUCAAAGAAGCAAUAGAGGAGACCUUAAAAACCUAAAUAACAAAGAAGAUAAGAAAAAAGAAGAAGAGAAGAAGAGGCAGAAAGAACACGAAAAACACAAAUACGAAAAGAAAGAAGAAGGGAAAAUGAUAGAAGGAGGAGAAAACAAAUCCAAGAAGAAGGAAGAAGAGGAAAAGAAGCAAAAGGAGCACGAAGAAAACAAAGCCAAAAAGAAAGAGGAAGAGAAAAUGAAAGAGCAUGAAAGAAACAAAUCAAAGAAAAAUGAAGAAGAGAAAAAGAAACAAACAGAGUAUGAAGAACACAAUGCCAAAAAGAAAGAAGAAGAGAAAAGGAAAGAGCAUGAAAAAAAUAAAUCUAAGAAAAAUGAAGAAGAAAAAAAGAUGCAGAAAGAGCAUGAAGAAAAUAAAUCCAAAAAGAGAGAAGAAGAGAAAAUGAAAAAGCAUGGAAGAAACAAAUCGGAAAAAAAUGAAGAAGAGAAAAAGAAGCAGAAAGAGCAUGAAGAACAAAAAUCCAAAAAUAAGGAAGAAGAAAAAAGUAAAGAACACAAGGAAAACAAAUCAAAAAGGAAAAAAAAAGAGAAAAAUAAGCAGAAAGAGCAUGAAGAACAAAAAUCCAAAAAGAAAGAAGAAGAGAAAAGGAAAGAGUAUGAAAGAAACAAAACAAAGAAAACUGAAGAAGAGAAAAAGAAAAAACACGAAGAACAUGUAUCCAAAAAGAAAGAAGAAGAAAAAAGAACAGAGCACAAAAGAAACAACACAAAGAAAAAUGAAGAAGAGAAAAAGAAACAGAAAGAGCACAAAGAACACAAAUCUAAAAAGAAAGAAGAAGAAAAAAUGAAAGAGCAAGAAAGAAACAGAUCGAAGAAAAAUGAAGAAGAGAACAAGAAGCAGAAAGAGCACAAACAACACAAAGCCAAAAAGAAAGAAGAGGAGAAAAAGAAAAAGCAGAGAGAAAACAAAUCUAAGAAAAUGGGAGAAGAAAAAAAGAUGCAAAAAGAACACGAAGAACACAAAUCCAAGAAGAAAGAAGAAGAGAAAAGAAAAGAGCAUGAAAGAAACAAAUCAAAGGAACAUGAAGAAGAGAAAAGAAAACAGAAACAGCAUGAAGAACAAAAAUCCAAAAACAAAGAAAAAGAGAAAAUAAAAGAGCACGAAGAUGACAAAUCCAAAAGAAAAGAAGAAGAGAGAAAGAAACAGAAAGAGCACGAGGAACACAAAUCCAAAAAGAAAGAAGAAGAGAAAAGGAAAGAGCACGAAAGCAACAAAUCGAAGAAAAAUGAAGAAGAGAAAAAAAAGCAGAAAGAGCACGAAGAACACAAAUCCAAAAAAAAAGGAGAAGAGAAAAUGAAAGAGCACGAAAACAACAAAUCGAAGAAAAAUGAAGAAGAGAAAAAGAAGCAGAAAGUGUACGAAGAACAAGAAUACAAAAAGAAAGAAGAAGAAGAAAAAGAAACAGGGAAAGGGCAUGAAGAACAAAAAUCCAAGAAAAAUGAAGAAGAGAAAAAGAAGCAGAAAGAACAUGAAGAACAAAAAUCCAGAAAAAAAGAAGAAAAGAAAAGGAAAGAGUAUGAAAAAGAUAAGUCGGAGAAUAAUGAAGAAGAAAAACAGAAGAUGAAAGAGCAGGAAGAACACAAAUCAAAAAAGAAAGAAGAAGAGAAAAAGAAAGAGCACGAAAAAAACAAAGCCAAGAAAAAUGAAGAACACAACAAGAGUGAGCAUGCAAAAAACAAAUCUAAGAAUAGUGAAGAAGAGAAGAAAAAUAAGAAAACGCACGAAGAAAACAAAUCCAAUGAAAACGAAGAAAAGAAAACGAAAAGGGAAGAAUACGAAGAAAACAAUUCCAAGAAAAAUGAAGAAAAGAAGAAGAAAGAACAUGAAGAAAAGAAAUCAAAUGAAAAUAGGGAAGAGAAAAAGAAACAACACAAAGAAAACAAAUUUAAAAAUGACGAAGAAGAGAAAAUGAUGAAAAGAGAGUACGAAGAUAACCAAUUUAAGAAAAAUAAAGAACAUGAAAAAGAGAAGACUAAAGAAAAUGAAAAAGAGAAGUCUAACGAAGACGUAGGAAUAUCUGAUGAUGGUAAAUUGAAAGGUCAUGAAAAAGAAAUGCAAGCAAAUGAACAAGAAAAGAAUGAGGAAAGUAAGCAAGAAAUGCAAGCGGAGGUCCCAGCAAAGAGUGAGGAAUCUGAAAAAGAAAUUCAAGCAGAGGCUCCACAAAAGAGUGAGGAAUCUGAAAAAGAAAUUCAAGCAGAGGCUCCACAAAAGAGUGAGGAAUCUGAAAAAGAAAUUCAAGCAGAGGCUCCACAAAAGAGUGAGGAAUCUGAAAAAGAAAUUCAAGCAGAGGCUCCACAAAAGAGUGAGGAAUCUGAAAAAGAAAUUCAAGCAGAGGCUCCACAAAAGAGGGAGGAAUCUGAAAAAGAAAUUCAAGCAGAGGCUCCACAAAAGAGUGAGGAAUCUGAAAAAGAAAUUCAAGCAGAGGCUCCACUAAAGAGUGAGGAAUCUGAAAAAGUACAAGCAGAGGCUCAAGGAAAAAGUGAGGAAUCUGAAAAGGAAAUGCAAGAAAAGGCUCACGGAGAGGGCGAUGAAGCUGAGGAAAACUUGCAAACAGAAACUCAAGCAAGUACUAGAGAACCUGAGAAAGAAACAAAAGUAAAAAGCCAAGAAAAGAGUGAAGAGUCAGAAAAAGAAAUACAAGCAAAGGCUCACACAGAAAAUGAGGAAACUGAGAAAGAAAUGCAAGCAAAAGCUCACACAAGAAGUGAAGAAUCUGAGAAAGAAAAGCAAGCCGAGGCUCAAGAAAAAGAUGAAGAGUUUGCAAAGGAUACGAAAGGAGAAGGUAAAGAAAAAGAUGGCGAAGAGGAAGAUGGUAAGUUAGUGGAAACCAACGUUGGUAAAGAAGAUUCCAUGGAGGAAGGUAAAAAUGGUACGACAACUGAAAUGCACGGAGGUAAAAAUUCCACUGAAGAAGUUUCUAAAGAUGAUAAUGUAGUUGAAAUGCAUGGAGGUAAGAACUCCACAGAAGAAGUUUCUAAAGAUAGGACAGUACAAGUCAAUGAAGGCCAAGAAAAAUCCAUGGAGAAAGGUAAAGGAAGUCAAGAAGUAACCAUGGAGGAAGGUCCUAAAGAUGUUAAUACAGUUGAACCAAAUGGAAGUAAAGAUAACUCAAUGGAGGAUGAUUCCACAGAUGGUAAUACAGUUGAAACAAGUGGAGCAAAAGAUGAUUCCACGAAAGAUAACGCGAUAGAGGUUCAAAGAAACAAUAAUAAUUCCACUAACGAUACAUCAAUGGAUGUUAAAGGAGACAACAUAGACAUCAAUGAAGACUCUACCAAGAAUAAGACAAUGGAAGCUCAAGUUGGUAGUGCUGGAGCCUCAACAAUUGGUACAGCAGAAGAGACUACAGAGAGUAAUGAUUCUAUGAACAACCAAAACAUGGAGCAUGUUAAAGGAGAAAACAUAGACAUCAAUGAAGACUCUACAAAGAAUAAGACAAUGGAAGCUCAAGGUGGUAGUACUGGAGGCUCAAUGAAUGGCACAACAGAAGAGACUACAGAAGGUAAUGGUUCUAUGAACAACCAAAACGUGCAGCAUGGAGGAAUCAAUGCAAACUCCAUGAAUAACCAAACAUCAGUAAGUUCCACAACGGAACAAAAAUCGACAACCAAUAUCGAGAGCAGUACUUCAAAAGAAGUCACAAUUUUCAUAUCAAACCUUGAGCACAAAUCGCCAGUAACACAAGAGUUCCAGAGCUUCUUCCAGAAGCUUAAAGAUUACAUGAAAUAUGCAUGGCCCGUGUCUUCAACGAUUGAGGCAACAGACUCAAAAUCCUACCUGAGUGAGAUGACAAGUAUGGCAACAAAAGUCUCGGAUGCUAUGGCUGUCUUGCAAGCCAAGAAACUUGGGUCAGGACUGAUGAAAACAACAUUACAAGGAUAUCAACAAGAGGUGAUGAAGACUCUUACCGUCUUGCAAUCGAUUAUAAGCAAAGCAGUGUCGGGACAAGAAAGCCAGAACACUGGUUCCUUGACGCUUACGUUAUCACAACAACAAGCAAUUAAGGAAAUAACUUCAAAAUGGGAACGAGUGAUGUCUAAUUUCGUAAGAGUUGCAACGGAGAGUGAAAAACAAUUUUCAAUGGAGACUUCCACUGGAAACGGCUUUCAUAUGAAAAAGAGUUUUAGCUCUAGCUCUAGUACUAGCUCGAGUUCAAGUCCGGGUUUGGAUCUCAAUCUCAACGGUGAAACUCCGGAGACGGUGGAUGUGAAUGGCUAG
This is a messenger RNA of Eruca vesicaria subsp. sativa (arugula), 7233 nucleotides long. Lineage: Eukaryota; Viridiplantae; Streptophyta; Magnoliopsida; Brassicales; Brassicaceae. The record is from the annotation of a GenBank genome assembly.